Molecule: messenger RNA, 738 nt
Organism: Anisakis simplex (herring worm)
Lineage: Eukaryota; Metazoa; Nematoda; Chromadorea; Rhabditida; Anisakidae
Source: the annotation of a GenBank genome assembly
AUGUUGAAAUAUCAGGUGCGUUCAUCGGCAGUGUUGAAUCAAAACAAUAAACUAUUGAAGAGUUCAACAACAUCGCUUCACAGUCCUUCACCGUCCGUGUCCACCUCGAACGAAACGUUACAUGUUCACAAUCGUUCCAAUUCGUUGACUUCGUUAAGCUCUAUCGAUAGCAGUGAUUCAAGUGAUUGGGGAGUGCUCAAAGUUUAUACGGGUUGUGUUAAGGCUGAUACAGAAUACAAAACACUGAAGGUGUCGACUAGUCACACGGUAAAGAAUGUUGUACAGACGAUACUCAAUAAAUUCCGCAUUCUAUAUCGUGACCCCAAUUUGUUCGAAAUUUUUAUGGAAGUUAGGACCAGAAUUCGCGGGCACGAGGUAAAAAAUCUGCUUCUUUUGAGCUCUAAUUCAAGGCCACUUGAACUUCAGCGAUGUCAUCCAGUGAACAUGUCACGUUUCUUUCUGACGAUAUCUCAGAACGGUGUGCUUGUACGCAUUCACGAUUAUCUGCUCAAUCCUCAGAGCAACUACAAAUCGCUCAUGCUCUCCAAACUAACCACAUGCUAUGAGACUAUAGCUCUUUUGCUGGCAAUGAUGAGAGUAGAUGGAUCACCGGAAGAAUAUCGUUUAUCGUUAUCUCUAAUGGAAAGUGAACAAGACUUGGACAUGAAGGAUACUGUAGCCGAUAUACAUAUGGCCCUUGAACCCCAUCAGAAGAUCAUUAUACGACGUGUUUGCUGA